UAUAAAUUUGCUGUAAGUAAACAAUGGAAAAAACAACAACAGCUUCGGAAAAGUUAGCCGAGCGCAAGGCACGCUUACUCGAACUGCACAAACAGCGCCAAGAGGCGCGGACACAAAACCAUCAGGAAGUCGUCGCAGAAGAUGCACGUAAAAAACUGCCAAGCAAUUGGGAAGCACGCAAGCGACAAGCAGAAUGGCUUCUCGCAGAUGACAAAGCACGCGCUGAAGCAAAAGCGGCUGGAAAGGAUUACGAGCGUCUGCAACUGCUCCAAGUGUCUGCCAUCGAUGCGGAGCGCAUAGAGAAAAAGAAGAUACGCAAAGAUAAUCCCGACCUGGGCUUCUCCACAUACGAGGCGCAAACAGCACGGCAAUAUAAUCGCUUGGUUAAAAAUAUGCCCGCUCGCGAUAUGGCCAAGUAUGAGAAACAAAAGGCAGAGCUGGGCGACGCAUUUUAUGGCGGCCCUCACACAACAAUUCAUUUGCAAACCAAGGACACUCCUAGUGCCAUUAAUAAUAUGGUGAAGGACUUGGAGCAGCAAAUCGAUCGCAGAAAGAAAUACUCUAGACGUCGUAUUUAUAACGAUGAUGCCGAUGUGGACUUCAUUAACGAACGUAAUUCGAAAUUCAACAAGAAAUUGGAUCGCUUCUACGGCGAACACACGGCAGAAAUUAAGCAAAAUCUGGAGCGCGGCACAGCUAUAUAAACCUCAUUUUAUAGCAAUAAUAUAAUGUAUAUCUUAAACAUAGUCUCUUAAGUUCGUUUGUACCUAAAAUACUAUACAUACAUAUAUAUACACACAUAUGUACAUGCCUAUACAAAAAUUGUGUUA
This is a messenger RNA of Drosophila hydei, 830 nucleotides long. Its product is annotated as pre-mRNA-splicing factor Syf2. The transcript has a single exon. Lineage: Eukaryota; Metazoa; Arthropoda; Insecta; Diptera; Drosophilidae. Gene Ontology annotation, cellular component: Prp19 complex; post-mRNA release spliceosomal complex; catalytic step 2 spliceosome. Bases 24 to 704 code for a protein of 226 amino acids. The record is from RefSeq and is a predicted model, not a curated record.